AUGCUCUUUCUACAGUACUUCCCUCCAUUACCUUCCCUCCAAAACCCUAACUCCGACCACACCCACUUCUUCAUUCCCAUAAAAAACCCCAAUCCCUCACCCAUAAAUCUCCACCCACUUCCCAAAACCCACAAAUAUCCCAAGCUCUCAAUCAAAACCCACUUCAGAAAACUCGUCUGCAAUGCCUUGAAGGACUCCGGUGAAGAAAAGAAGGUGUCUUUGGACAGUGGAGGCGGCGGAGACGGCGGAGGAGGUGGCAGCGGCGGCGGCGGCGAUGAUGGGCAGGGGGAGAAGAAAAGUGGGCCCCUGCCGGAAUGGUUGAACAUAACUACUGACGAUGCUAAGACAGUGUUUGCGGCAAUUGCGGUGUCGCUUGCGUUUCGGACUUUCAUAGCUGAGCCGAGGUUUAUUCCUUCCUUAUCAAUGUAUCCUACGUUGGAUGUUGGAGAUAGAAUUGUAGCUGAAAAGGUUUCAUAUUACUUCAGAAAGCCAUGUGCCAAUGACGUAGUUAUCUUUAAAAGUCCACCAGUCCUUCAAGAAGUAGGAUAUACUGACCUUGACGUCUUCAUUAAACGGAUAGUGGCCAAGGAAGGUGAUACUGUAGAGGUUCGCAAUGGAAAGCUUAUAGUUAAUGGGGUCGAGAGAAAUGAAAAGUUCAUCCUUGAACCACCUUCUUAUACUAUGACACCAAUUACUGUGCCAGAGAACUCAGUAUUUGUGAUGGGGGACAAUAGAAAUAACAGCUACGAUUCACACGUAUGGGGUCCACUGCCAGCCAAGAACAUUUUAGGACGAUCAAUCUUUCGGUACUGGCCCCUGAAAAGGAUUGGUGCCACCGUUCUUGAGACUGGAUGUGCUGUUGACAAGCAGGAGAGCACUACAGCAUCUCAACCAAAGGAUGGUGCAGCAUUGAAUUGAAAAGGAAUUGAGAGUCUGCUAGUCUGCUUAACCCAUGUCUUUCAAAAAAUUUGUGUAACAUAUCUCGCGGGGGCUAAUUUUUUCGAAGGCCCUGUUAUUGUAGAUUGCAAAUCUGAACCUUAAUCUGAGUGCAACUUAUUUUACACAUC
Argentina anserina (silverweed cinquefoil) is the source of this 1067-nucleotide messenger RNA. RefSeq names its product chloroplast processing peptidase. Gene Ontology annotation, molecular function: serine-type endopeptidase activity. The transcript has 5 exons. Gene Ontology annotation, cellular component: chloroplast thylakoid membrane; plasma membrane. Lineage: Eukaryota; Viridiplantae; Streptophyta; Magnoliopsida; Rosales; Rosaceae. The record is from RefSeq and is a predicted model, not a curated record. Bases 1 to 918 code for a protein of 305 amino acids. Gene Ontology annotation, biological process: thylakoid membrane organization.